Messenger RNA from Emericellopsis cladophorae, 810 nucleotides. RefSeq lists its product as uncharacterized. Bases 1 to 810 code for a protein of 269 amino acids. Lineage: Eukaryota; Fungi; Ascomycota; Sordariomycetes; Hypocreales; Bionectriaceae. The record is from RefSeq and is a predicted model, not a curated record. The transcript has 2 exons.
AUGCGCGGCACCAGUCACAGAUCUUGCAUCAUGCCCGGGAGCAUGCCGGUGGCGUGGAUCACGCCGUUCCUUACCCGCACCCCCGACUGGAUCUAUUCAGAGGCGUCUAACAUGCACCUCACGAAUGACAAGUCAUGGUUCGAGAACGACUUUGUCGAGUAUGACUCUCACAUCUCCAACUCACGCGCCGCCAUCGCCAGCAUACCCGUCAGAGGUGUCGGCAGCGUGGUUUUACCCGUCAAGCAAUCUGUUGCUGGACAGGGCUUUCAAAGCAACGUGUCGCUGCGCCUCGAAAACGUGCUAUACGUCCCAGACUACCCCGUCAGUGUCAUUGGACGCCCCAUCAAGGCGGUAGCCAGUGUACAGUUCUCUUCGGCCACGCCUCGUGGAGCCCUGGUGUACAAGGACGGCUCGGUCGCCGCGACGUUUUUGCCAGGCAGGGACUUUUACCAGGUCACGCUACGGGAGUCGCAUGUCGGCGCGCCCUUGGGCAGGAGUGUACUGGAUGAGCACCCCGAAUACGGAACCAUGGUGGGCUUCACCUGGCCAGACCAGGAGGUGCAAAAGUGGCGGUACGCGCAGGCCGCUCUCCGCUCGCCACCCAAGAUUGGCACGUCAUGCCGCAGCGAGACCAAGAGUGUGCUUGCGCCAGCCUUUGUUCCCGACGCGAUGGCACCACGAAGCCGCAAACGCGGAAUGGCGUGCGAUGAUGAGGUUGAGAGUUCUCCGAGAAGGGUGAAACGCUCCCGCGCAAUGGAUGAGAUGGAGGAAUUUGGCUCACCGAGGUCUAUGGUCUGGAGCAGGUGCUAG